Messenger RNA from Penicillium expansum, 2319 nucleotides. RefSeq lists its product as uncharacterized. The transcript has 3 exons. The record is from RefSeq and is a predicted model, not a curated record. The coding region runs from base 1 to 2319 and encodes 772 amino acids. NCBI's taxonomy places the organism in Eukaryota, Fungi, Ascomycota, Eurotiomycetes, Eurotiales, Aspergillaceae. Gene Ontology annotation, molecular function: protein binding.
AUGUCCUUCACGAACGAGGAAAAGUUAUCUUUGGCAGCAAUCAUACUCGCAGUUGCCGCAUUCAUAAUAUCUGUGGCACAGGUGCUUCAACAAUACCUUGCUACGGCAGAGGGAUACCGAAGAUGCCAGGAGAAAGUAGUGGGCCCAUGGAAGUGCUACACCAAACGGCCCCUUCAAUUAAAAGAGUUACGAUGCGAGACCCGAUUUGGGACCCCGUUUAUCGAACUAGGCACCGGUCUUGACAGAAAUCACUGCUCCCUACCCUCGGGUCAUGAGUCACUUAUCAGACGUGAAAGUGACCUUGUAGUUAAGGCGAAUGAGCUUCAGCAUGGUGGUAACAACGAAUGGGUCUGCUGGCUGCAGCUUCUUGAAGAACUACAUACCUUUCACCGCGCCUUACUUCGUGCCUUUCCUCGAGAAGAAGAGAGCUUUAUGGCCACCUCAUUACCUCACAAUGAUCCAAAUCACGAUGAUCAAAUUCAGUUCUUACGCUUCCCAUCGUUCUCUGUGGAACCACAUUCUUGGGACUUCAUGCCUUCUGAUGUUCUCAAACCUCUUGCACGAAUUGGUGUUUCCGACCUUGCAAUUUUCAUCCGGCGGCUAGGAUUGCGUUGGCUACAGUUUCGACCUUCUGAAUCAGUUCUGCGAGCUGAGGGCAACAAUCUCCUUUUGACCUCAUCUUAUCUGAGAGGCAUUGGAUGUGUUGUAACUUUUGCUCGGUUGUCCUGGCGGAAUAGAUUUCCUGAAGAAUACUUCAUGAUUCCCAACAUCCAAGCGGAUGCUAUGGGUUUUGGGAUCUUACCAGCACUUCCCGGGAAAUCGACCGCUUUCAAUGUCAGCACCACUUCCGGUGUGAUAAACACUAUGAAGGAAUUUGAGCCUUCGGACGACGUAAUCCAACGCUUGGAGGAACUUACUGGGAGAAGAGAUAAAUUCCUCUACGCUUUUACAGAUAUUAUCCCACUCACCGCUCCUUUCAUGCGCAGAAGGGGCUCCCAAGUAGUCCGAGUCCCUGCGCCUAUGGAAAGGCCGAGCUGGAUCUUUGUUUCAAAUACCGGCAGAGCGGCUUUCAGGGAUCUUCUUCGAGGCAAAGUUGAAGAGAAGACUCAGAUAUAUGGAAACUGUCCUAGGCAUGCCGAGAGCCUGGGCAGCCUUCAAACCAAACAUGAGACUUUCGCUAACCACUGUGCAAUUAACCGCAUUGCAACUCGGAGCGAUCGGGACAAGGCGACGAAGAACGGACAAGACGUGCACGAUCUUGAUCUGGUACAUGAUCUCUGGGAUGAGAUGGAAAAAUACUUCGACGAUAAAGCGCAAGAGAUGGAGAGACAAAAAGACGACUUGUACAGUACACUUGUACAGGUGCACCUCAAGAAUGCUGUUCUCGCCGACAAGUAUGCUGAGCACAACAUUAACCAAGGAAAUAACAAGUACCCCUACGAUUCGAAUUUGAGGGAGAGAAUUCCAUGGAACGAACGUAUGGCUGAAGCUUUGGGUCAAUAUACUUACAGGUUUGAUUACAUGGAGAGAGAGAUGUGCGAGUCUGGCUACAGUUCUGCGCUUAACUGGGCCGCUAAAACCAACAAUCGUGCCAUUGCAAAGACCUUGCUUCCUUACCAAGCCGACGUAGAUGCGAUGGUCGAUAAUUUCUCUCCUCUCAUGACAGCUGCAAAAUAUGGUUCAGACCUGGUUAUCAGUCUCUUGCUGCGUAAGAGAGAGCGACGCGUGAAUACGAGAAAUGCGAAUGGCCUGUGUGCUUUGUGGUACGGCGUGGAGAAUGGGUCAUUUGCGGUCGUGAACCGGCUCCUUCAACACCCUCGUGUUAAGAUUGAUCUUCCAAAUUGUCAGGGCCAAACAGUGCUCUGGCUUGCUGUCUACCGAGGCAACAGAGAAUUCGCAAGCCUACUACUCUCAAGAGGCGCCAACCCCGAUAUCAAGGACGUCGACGGAUUCUCGCCAUGGAUCGAGGCAUGCAUCAGCAAUAAGAACUCCGUUAAAGAUCUGCUCCUAGAUUUCAUAUUCGCUGAGCAUAAUGGCAACUGUGACUUAGUCCCAUCCCCCGACUCCAUGGCAAAACAAAUGCGCGAAAAUCCAAAAAGACCUAAACACUAUAUCUUCGGUAGACUCUUACUUGAGCUAAAAUUCGAGAUAUUCUCAUAUUUAUCCUUUGACGAACUCCUCAAUUUUCGACUGGUAUGUCGAGAUUUAGCUCUACUUGCAACCGUGGAUAUUCUUCCACGGUCGUACUGGCGAAGUAGGUUUCUCCUGGGUCAGGAAGCUGAUUUUCUUUUUUUGGAUAUUACGGACACGCUGGACUGA